AGCCACAAUCCACAUUGAAAGCUUGCGACAUGCCGCUGCGGCGCUCAGUUGCGCGCCAACUCUCAAGUGAGUUUGUUGUUGUCGCAUUGAGUUCCCGUAUUCUCGAGUCUCCUUCCGUGUGUAUACCGAGUGCGAGAGACAACGAGCGUACAUAGGAAUGUACGGCUGUGCGCGUAGGCGUCUAUAAGACUGAACGAACGCGCGUUGACGCGGAGUCUGCAGACAACCUCGUCAAGACGGGAACGUGUUACCGUUGUCCUCGAAAUCUCGGAAUAUAUAAUCCGGGGAUCAUUAAGUAAGUAUUUGGAACAGUGUCAAAAACCACGACGCGCGCGCUUUUGAGUAAAACUAGAUCCGUUUGUUGUUUGUUGUCCACGGCGUGGCGCGGUGGUGACGGCGUGACGGCGAUAAAUAUUCACCGGAAAGUAAUAAAUACUCUCCUCAUCUCCUACCGGCUCGUCUUAGACGACGUAGUACGCGCUACGACGGCCGAAGGAGAGGGAGAGAUAACUAAAUAGAACUGAGACGGACACAAAGACGUUUCUGCGUACAAACGGGCGAACGUAUACAGGUGGUCGCGGUGAAGUCGCGAAGUAAGGAUUCCCAUUUGUGAUGUGCGAGUGAGCGAUGGAGUCACCAGUCAUGUACGAUUCGGCGGCCCAUCAGGCCCAGGCCCAGGGCACGGCUGAUUUGAAGAAGUCCCAGGUGCUCAACAACAAUACUAGCAACCAGAACAAUAACGCUGCGGCGAACAACAACAAUUCCGCGCUGCAGAUCAACCACAAUCACAACCAUCAGCAGCAAAAUAGCGCGGUGGUGAAACAGGUCUCCGGCAGCAAGGCGAGCUUACAUCAGCAAUACGCCGAGCAUUGCGCCGCUGCUGGCGAGCUUACUGAUCUCAACGCUCCAGAAAUUUCGCUGGAUCUUCAAAAUUUGAUCGACGACAAUCAAUUCAGCGAUAAUAUACUGGAUAUGCUUGGUCCCAACAAUAACGCUAUGAAACAUGUGAGGACGGGCGGUUAUCCCCGCACGACGCUCGCCUACAUGCCGCAACCGGUGCACAGCGGAGCGACCUAUCACCAGAGCAGCAAUAGCUGCAGCGAUAGUAACAGCUCGAGUUCAGAGUCACCUAGCAUCAAGGAAGAACCAUUGGACCCGGCGGACUAUAGACGUCACUGCCCUCAGUAUCCACCCACCGGUUACAGCCCGGUGACGAAUAAUCCAUUCGCCAAUGGUGGCCAGACCUUCACCACUUUGACGCCGUCGACGAUACCAGGCGGUCAUCCAGGUGCGCCGGUUCAUCAGCCGCCACCGCGGGGUGGCCCCAUGAAGGGGCCGGUAAUGGCCCAUCAGCAUCACACCAAUGCGAACGUCGCCAGAAAACAAACCAAGGCUAUCGACAAGGCAAGUGACGAGUACAGGCGACGGCGGGAGAGAAAUAACAUCGCCGUGAGGAAGAGUCGCGAAAAGGCGAAGGUGCGAUCGCGUGAAACCGAGGAGAAAGUCAAGCUACUGGUGAAAGAUAACGAUUUGCUGAAGAAACGGAUCGAGCUGCUCAACGAGGAGCUCAAUGUACUCAGGUCGCUCUUCAGCUCUGUCGGCGUUGUACCCGAGCAACUGCACCGCGAGAUCUCCAGGCACCUCGACCAGUUUCAGCAGCACGCGGUUGGACCUAUGUAGCAGCAGCAGCAGCAGCAACAGGCAGCAGCAACAGCAGCAACAGCAGCAGCAGCAGCAGCAGCAGCAGCAGCAGCAGCAGCAGCAGCAGCAGCAGUGUACGGACAUUGCCACGCAAUUCGAGAUGACAUUGUCUUCCGACGACAUCGUCGUCGACUCGCGUCCCUGGGCUAUCAGGCUGCUCCGAUUGUGAAACGAAGUCAGUCCGCAUCUUCCGCUUCCUCUUGCUUCUCCCCCGACUGUAGUAUCGCUGUAUAUCGCGUACACCUCCGAGGAGAAAUCGUCUUUCCUCCUUCAUCUUAUCCUCUCCCGUUUACUCAUCUAUCUUUUGCCUUCUCCUUUCAUCUUCUAUGUCGUCCUUUAUAUCUCUCACUCAGCUCAGAGUGCUCGAUACGAACACACGUGCAUCGUCGUUUGCGUUGAGAUCCACGAAGACGCGAACAUGGAGGAAGAAGGAGAGAGAAGGGGAGAGGAUUGGCAAGAUAGGAGGGCGAGCGAGAAGAGCAAGCUAUUCUAUGCUUUCGAUGACUGAAAAACGCGGUCGGCGUGGUUCACGCAAGAACUUCGCAUUUCGUUAGAAGUGGCUUUGCCCGCGGGACGUGCAUCCCUUUGCUUCAGAAUGCUAUUCGGACAUUAAGAAAGCGAAAGGGAGGCGAAUACCAAUAAAUAAAAGAGUAAAUCGUGAAGAAUCAAUCGCGUGAACCGCUAGCAAGCCGUCGUAUUACGAUAUCUCUCCAGAUAUAGAAGCUUAGAAUCGACGAAGAACGCGAGAAAGGCAAUCCAAUUUUUCUUCGUCGUUCGUAUUCUU
Molecule: messenger RNA, 2485 nt
Organism: Atta colombica
Lineage: Eukaryota; Metazoa; Arthropoda; Insecta; Hymenoptera; Formicidae
Gene: slbo
Product: CCAAT/enhancer-binding protein
Biological process (GO): regulation of transcription by RNA polymerase II; DNA-templated transcription
Molecular function (GO): RNA polymerase II cis-regulatory region sequence-specific DNA binding; DNA-binding transcription factor activity, RNA polymerase II-specific
Source: RefSeq, a predicted model, not a curated record